Elaeis guineensis (African oil palm) is the source of this 3390-nucleotide messenger RNA. RefSeq lists its product as uncharacterized. Lineage: Eukaryota; Viridiplantae; Streptophyta; Magnoliopsida; Arecales; Arecaceae. Gene Ontology annotation, biological process: protein phosphorylation. The record is from RefSeq and is a predicted model, not a curated record. Gene Ontology annotation, molecular function: protein kinase activity; ATP binding; protein binding.
ACUCAAAGUCUGUUGUUGCAGAGGAGCAAAACAUAAAAAAGAGGAAAUGGCACAAAGCUAGAGGAGGAGGAGAGGAGGCAAAAUGCAAGUCAAUUUUCUUCUGCUCUUCUUCUUCUUCUUCUUCACAUUCUUUUCUACCAUUGCCAUUUCCCAUGCCGCUGUCACCCAAAAUGACGAAAUAUUGACACUGCUCUCGAUCAAAGCUGGCCUCAUCGACCCCUUGGAUGCUCUCCAAGAUUGGAAAGCUCCGGCCGACCCCGAAAAAUCCAAGCAUUGCAAGUGGACGGGUGUUGGGUGCAAUUCAAUGGGCUUCGUCGAGAGUCUCGACCUUUCUCGCAUGAACCUCAGUGGCAAGAUCGCUGACGCUAUCCAACAUCUCCCCAGUCUCACCCAUCUCAAUCUCUGCUGCAAUUCCUUCUCCUCCUCGCUCCCUAAGACUUUACCAGGCCUCUCCAUGCUCAAGGAGUUCGAUAUAAGCCAGAAUGCACUUGUGGGCAACUUCCCUAUUGGUCUUGGGGCAUGCGCUGUUCUAACGACCGUCAAUGCGUCGGGGAACAACUUCGUCGGCCAACUACCAGAGGAUCUUGCCAAUGCCACAUCCCUGGAGAUCAUAGAUCUCCGAGGGAGUUUCUUCGAGGGGCCAAUACCGGCAUCCUACGGAAGCCUGCGGCAACUGAAGUUCUUGGGCCUCUCCGGCAACAACCUCACCGGAAAGAUCCCGGUGGAGCUCGGUGAGCUCUCCUCAUUGGAGAAGCUCAUAAUUGGCUACAACGAGUUUGAAGGGGGUCUUCCCGCCGAAUUCGGGAAUCUGUCAAACCUCCGGUACCUCGAUGUGGCAUUCGGGAAUCUUGAUGGCGUGAUACCGCCGGACUUGGGGAGGCUGCAGCUGCUGACCACUCUCUACUUGUACAAGAACAAUUUGGAAGGUGAGAUCCCCAAGGAGAUCGGGAACAUGUCGGCACUGGCUAUGCUUGAUCUCUCUGAUAACCAGAUAUCCGGUGCGAUACCACCGGAAUUGGGCCAGCUGAAGAACCUCCAGCUCUUGAACUUCAUGUGCAACCAGCUCAAAGGCCCGGUGCCGCCAGGCAUCGGCUACCUGCCCCAGCUGGAGGUGCUCGCGCUCUGGAACAAUUCACUGACCGGGCCCCUGCCGACAAAUCUCGGCCGCAACUCGUCGCUGCAGUGGCUGGACGUGUCAUCGAACUCGCUCUCCGGUGAGAUCCCCACUGGUUUAUGCAAUGGCGGCAACCUCACCAAGCUCAUCCUAUUCAACAAUGCCUUCUCCGGCCCAAUCCCGAUUAGCAUCUCGACGUGCUUGUCAUUGGUUCGCGUCAGGAUGCAUAGCAACAGGCUCAGUGGCACGAUCCCGAGCGGUCUCGGGAAGCUGCCGAAGCUCCAGAGAUUGGAAUUGGCGAGCAAUGAGCUUGAAGGCGAGAUUCCAAAUGACAUCGCCUUAUCUGCGUCUCUCUCCUUCAUCGAUCUCUCGCACAACCACCUCCAAUUAGCUCUCCCUUCCAAUAUACUCUCCGUGCCUACUCUCCAGAGCUUCAUGGCUUCUGACAACCAGCUCACUGGAGGGAUUCCGGACCAGUUCCAAGAUUGUCAGACGCUCACCAUCCUUGAUCUCUCCAAUAACCGCCUCACCGGAAGCAUUCCGGCGAGCCUCGCCUCAUGCCAGAGGCUCGUCAACCUCAAUCUACAGCACAACAGAUUCACCGGGGAGAUCCCGAAGGCGAUCGCGAUGAUGCCAGCGCUCGCCAUCCUUGACCUGUCCAACAAUCUCCUGGCAGGCGCUAUCCCAGAAAACUUUGGGAGCUCGCCGGCUCUCGAGACAUUGAACUUGUCAUACAACAAUCUCUCCGGUCCUGUCCCAGCAAAUGGGAUACUGAGGACUAUAAAUCCCGACGAGCUUGCCGGCAACCCUGGCCUGUGUGGUGGAGUAUUACUAGCCCCCUGUGGCCCAGAAUUAGCUGGGGCAACGCCAAGGAGACGACAGAGUGCCCAUGUCAAACACAUCCUCGUUGGGUGGUUGACGGGGAUCUCGGCGGUCCUCACCUUCGGCGUUGCUCUUUAUGGAGCUAAACAGCUCUACAGGAGGUGGUACAUCGAUGGUGGAUGCUGCAAGGAGCAGCUCGAUGAAGAGAACAACGCAUGGCCAUGGAGGCUGACGGCAUUCCAACGGCUCAAUUUCACAAGCAAUGAUGUGCUCGCAUGCGUCAAGGAGUCGAACGUGAUUGGAAUGGGCGCCACCGGCAUUGUCUACAAGGCCGAGCUGCAGCGAUCCCAUACAGUGGUGGCAGUGAAGAAGCUCUGGCGCUCUGGGACGGAGACCGAGGCAUGGAAUUCAGAGCUCAAAGGGGACGUUGCCAGAGAGGUAAGCCUACUGGGGAGGCUCCGGCACCGGAACAUAGUGAGGCUGCUCGGCUAUAUGUACAAUGACACUGACACGAUGUUCAUAUAUGAGUAUAUGCCUAAUGGAAGUCUCUGGGAGGCUCUGCAUGGGCCACAGGCCGGCCGGAUGCUGGCCGACUGGGUGUCGAGGUAUAAUGUGGCAGCUGGGAUUGCCCAAGGGCUCGCCUACCUCCACCAUGACUGCCAUCCCGCCAUCAUACACCGCGACAUCAAGUCCAACAACAUAUUGUUGGAUGGAAACCUCGAGGCACGGAUCGCUGACUUCGGGCUUGCAAGGAUGAUGGCGAGGAAGAACGAGACUGUGUCAAUGGUCGCCGGAUCUUAUGGAUACAUUGCUCCAGAGUAUGGCUACACUCUGAAGGUGGACCAGAAGAGUGAUAUCUAUAGCUUUGGAGUGGUCCUUAUGGAGCUCCUGACGAGAAAGAGACCGAUAGAGCCAGAGUUUGGCGAGUGCCAAGACAUUGUGGGAUGGAUACGUGAGAAAUUAAAAAAUAACAGAGGGAUCGAAGCACUGCUGGACCCGACCGUUGGUGGGCAAUGCAAGCAUGUUCAGGAGGAGAUGCUUUUAGUUCUUCGGAUUGCAGUACUUUGCACGGCAAAGAUGCCAAAAGACCGGCCAUCGAUGAGGGACGUGCUCACAAUGCUUGGCGAGGCAAAGCCAAGGAGGAAGAGCAGCAGUACCAGCGUAGCAAGUAAUGUCGCAGCCAAGGAUAAGCCUGUCUUCAGUACCUCUCCGGAUUCUGAUUUUCCGUAGAUCUGAGGAUUUAGCUUCAUUGGCAUGACUAUUUUUGUCCAUUUUUUCUCUGUUAAUUGUUCUUUUGUAUGUAGUUUUCCUUCUUUCUACCUUGUUUUUUUGCAGUCUACAAUAUGGCUGCAAGCUUGUAGCACAGCUAUGUAGAUUAAUUUAAGAUUAUAGGAAGACCUGGCUAUGUUCAAACAAGGUCCUUUCAGGGUUCCAGCACAUAACAGAUAAAUAAG